Messenger RNA from Phodopus roborovskii (desert hamster), 1216 nucleotides. It is a transcript of the gene Cd68, whose product is annotated as CD68 molecule. The coding region runs from base 75 to 1070 and encodes 331 amino acids. The record is from RefSeq and is a predicted model, not a curated record. The transcript has 6 exons. Lineage: Eukaryota; Metazoa; Chordata; Mammalia; Rodentia; Cricetidae. Gene Ontology annotation, cellular component: membrane.
UCCAAGAGAAGGCAGAGUAUCUGGGUUGAGGAAGGCACUGGUACAGCGCAGCUGGAACCCUGAGCUGCUCUACUAUGAGGUUUGAAGUGCUUUGCUCAGUCUUGCUGGGGCUGCUUGUAGCCCAAGGAACAGGGAAAGACUGUCCUCACAAGAAAGCCGCUACUCUCCUGCCAUCCUUCACCGUGACACCUACAGCCACAGAAAGCACAGCAAGGCCUACUACCAGCCAUAGACCCACCACCACCAGUCACAGGAAUGUCACAGUUCAUCCAACAAGUAAUAGCACCACUACUAGCUUUGGACCCACAGCUUCCACUCAUAACCCUGCCAUGACCACCAGUCAUGGGAAUGUCACAGUUUAUCCCACUACGAACAACGGCACUGCUACAAGUCCAGCAAUUACCAUCGGCCCUCACCCUGGACCACCUCCACCCUCUCCGAGUCCUAGUCCAGGCUCCAAGGGGGCUCUUGGAAACUACACAUGGACUAAUGGCUCCCAGCCCUGUGCUCAGCUCCAAGCACAAAUUCAAAUUCGAAUUCUGUACCCAACCCAGGGUGGAGGAAAGGCCUGGGGCAUCGAUAUACUGAAUCCCAACAAAACCAAGGUCCAGGGGAAUUGUGACCAUGCCUGUCCCCACCUUACUCUCUCAUUUCCUUAUGGACAGCUCACCUUUGGAUUCAAACAGGACACAGGGCAGGGGCAGAGCACAGUCUACCUCAACUACAUGGCGCUGGAAUACAAUGUGUCCUUCCCACAGGCAGCACAAUGGACAUUCUCAGCUCAGAAUUCAUCUCUUCGAGAGCUCCAAGCUCCCCUGGGCCAAAGCUUCUGUUGCAGAAAUACAAGCAUAGCUCUUUCUCCAGCUGUUCACCUUGACCUGCUCUCCCUGAGGCUACAGGCUGCUCAGCUUCCCAACACUGGACACUUGGGGCCAUGUUUCUCCUGCGCCAGUGACCAAUCCCUCUUUCUGCCUCUCAUCAUUGGCCUGGUCCUCCUUGGCCUCCUCACCCUGGUGCUUAUUGCCUUCUGCAUUACCCGAAGACGACAAUCAACCUAUCAGCCCCUCUGAGCAUUUGCUGCAAUCCACUCUGGGCCACCAAGGAACACCCUCAUUUCUUCAACUUGCAACUGACUCAAAGUUAUUUUUCUUCCUUGUCUUUAAGAACAAAAUUAGAGAUUCUGUAAUAGGGGAUUAAUAAACAUGAAUGGGUGUCC